AUUCCAUUGCUUCUCAGCAACAUCUCCUCUUUGAACUGAACUCUUUUCACCAAGAAUCCCGACGGUCACACGACCGCGCAAUCAAGCUGAAGCGACUGCUCUCAUCCGCGUCGCGUCCCCAGAUCUCCGGGGUACAACGAUGUAGUCCUCAUCUGGUGCUGACAGCCGGACCGUCGACGAGGAGGUUCUAUGCUCAGCUCGUAAAUUCUGGAGAGCUGGGGCUCAGUGAGGAUCGAGUGAAACACGCGUAUCUGAGCGCUAGACCGACUGCGUGGUCGAACGCGACGAACGACUCCGUUCCGAAAACGAACGACGCUCUACCAUUUCCUAUUGAAGAACUACACCAGGUGGACGCCAGUACAUCAAAUCACAAACUCAAGAAGGAACAUCGUGUUCACAAGAGAAAGGAAGAGGAUUCCAUCCUGACAAUACUCGACGACGUGAACACCUCCAACCAGCAACUAGCUACGCUCAUGCGACAUUCCGCUCCCAGCAGGCACCGGCACGACUGGCGACAGCGUGCCUACUCGCGCUUAUUCGCCCAUCACGAGAAACGCGUCAUCAAGUCCAUAGAAUCCAACUCAAAAGAGAAAGGCAAAUCAAAAUACAAGGAGAUCGCGUCUGCCAUAGCGGUGUUCUCUCCACCCCCGCGAGUGAAACGUCUCGGCCCUCCCAUCCCCCACACAUCCGCAACCCAGCCACUAGGCCCGGAAAUAGAAGUCUACAAAACCAAGUUCGACGAGCUGCUCAAGUACGAAGAGGCGACGUGUGCGGACUCGUUCAAGGAACGGCUGGAGAUGUGGGAUUUAGAUAAGCUCAAGGAGGAGGGCUAUGUCCUUGUUGGCUUGAGGGGGUUUUGGAGGGCAUACAAGAAAGCGGGGAAGCCAAUCGCAGUGUUCUCGCGUGUGGAGGGGGAUAUUGGCUGGAAUCGCUUCGAUGCGGGAUCAGUGGUCACGGUAUGUCGCCGUCACCCCCUGUACGAGGAAACGAUCCCCGGCACGGUUGUGCAAAAAACUACCUCGGCGAUCCACGUCGCUUUCAACGACAAGACGCUGUUCGACGACCAAGAGACGCUGCUGGAAGAAGGCGUAUGGAGACUCGAUUUCGGAUCAAAUAAUAUCAACUUUGCACGUAUGCGAGCAGCGAUCGAAGCCUUGGCGCACAAUCCUGCCGAACACGAGUUUGCGGCUCAGGGAGGGGACAGCGAGUAUAUCCUACGGGGGACGUUUGUCAGAGACGCACUUUUGCGCUCGUUCAAGCCCCUUGCAGGGAUGGAGACACCCCGGGCAGUGGAAACGGAGAUCUCUGGGCGACCGGUACCGGAGAGACUUGCCGAAUCAGCAAUGGCGGAGCUGCCCGCUGAACCACGGGCGGGCGAAGUGCAUCCUAUAUUGUCAGCCUUCGACCCGCUCCCAAAUCGCCCGCCAUCAGGUGCCUUCACCCACGACCAGCUGAUCCAAUCCUGGGCCCGGCGGUACCGCCGACCCAACCCCAUCGUAGUUGAAGGCGACCCCGUGCUAGAUCUCAACGAGACUCAAACGCGGGCCGUGGCGCUCAUGCUCUCCAAACGGCUGUCACUCGUCCAGGGCCCGCCUGGGACAGGAAAGACGAAGACGAUCAUUGAGGCUGCACGCUUGCUCAAGCUGCAUUUCGAAGUGCCCCAGCCUUUGCUGGUGGCGACGUACACCAACGUCGCUGUGGAUAACCUCGUUGCCGGACUUGCUGCUGCUGGGCUCAGGCCGCUCCGUGUUGGUGGGGAGGAAUAUAGCCAGCAACCCAAGCUCGAUAAACACAGGUUGGAAGUAAAGAUCGCUGCUCACCCACUGCAAAAAGAGGUCGAAAAGCUGGAGAAGGCGAUUGAUAAGCUUUCUGACAGACGACGGGAGGCGAUCGACGCUGCGAAGCCGAGCAAGAAUGAGGAGCGUAUCGAACGGGCUAAGAAUACGCAUAAGGAACAUCUGCUGAGGCUCAAGAUGAAGAAGUUUGCUAUAAGGAAUGCGAUGAUACAUGAUAUUGUCAGCAAGGCGGACGUGGUGUGCACUACUUGCUUGACGAGCGCAAAUACGGCUCUUAAUGUUAUCGACUUUCCUGUGGUGUUUCUUGAUGAGGCGAGCAUGUCUACCGAGCCUGCAUCGCUGAUCCCACUAAUGAAAGGCUCUAGACAUGUCGCGCUCAUCGGGGACCACAAACAGCUUCCACCAAUCAUCACCAGUGCCGAGGCCCAAGCUGGUGGGUUGAGCAAAUCCCUCUUUGAGCGCCUGACAGAGGAAGGCGACACCCCCUCAAUAAUGCUCGACAUGCAGUACCGCAUGCACCCCUCUAUCUCCCGCUUCCCGUCCGCACAGUUCUACAACAAAACUCUGCGAGACGGUACCGUUGACCAUGCUGGCAAAGUCCGGCCUUCACUCGCCCCUCCAAAGUCUACUCUGUUAGACGACGAGUCGGUCAGCGAGCUCCAAACGGAGAAAGAACGCCUCUCGGUUGUGUUCGUCGAUCAUGCCGGGUCGGAAGCAAAGAAAGACCGGAGCAGGAUCAAUGCUGGCGAGGCGCAGAUGGUGUGCUCUAUUGUCGAGGAACUGCUGUACUGCAACCCCAGCAUGACAGGGGACGACAUUGGCAUCAUCGCUCCCUACGUGGCGCAGAUCCGGCUCCUGGACCGGUUGCUCAAGCACGACCAAGAACAAGCGGAGCGGUUCAAGAGCACGCUAGGCGAGCAUCGGGGACUGCAGAUGUCAAAUAUCGAGGUCAAGACCGUGGACGGGUUUGAGGGAAGAGAGAAAGAAGUCAUCAUCUUCUCAACAGUGAGGAACAACCCCCAAGGCGCGAUCGGUUUCCUUGCCGAUGGGAGAAGGCUCAACGUCGGCCUAACUCGGGCGAGGCGUGCUCUUUUCGUAUUGGGGAACGCGGGGACGCUGAAGGACGGGCAUGGGGGAUUCAGAGGAACGGGAGGGGUGGUCCUCGCUGGAGGAGGGGAGAGGGUGUGGAAGAGGUAUAUGGAAUGGUUGGAGAAGGAACAGUUGAUUCGCCGGUGGGCAGGUGGGAGGUUCUUACCCCUUGCAGUGGGUAAGACGGCGCAAUGA
Messenger RNA from Dacryopinax primogenitus, 3080 nucleotides. Its product is annotated as P-loop containing nucleoside triphosphate hydrolase protein. Gene Ontology annotation, molecular function: RNA helicase activity. The transcript is spliced from 3 exons. The record is from RefSeq and is a predicted model, not a curated record. Bases 474 to 3080 code for a protein of 868 amino acids. Gene Ontology annotation, biological process: nuclear-transcribed mRNA catabolic process, nonsense-mediated decay. Gene Ontology annotation, cellular component: cytoplasm. Lineage: Eukaryota; Fungi; Basidiomycota; Dacrymycetes; Dacrymycetales; Dacrymycetaceae.